Drosophila yakuba is the source of this 1080-nucleotide messenger RNA. RefSeq lists its product as uncharacterized. Bases 380 to 940 code for a protein of 186 amino acids. The record is from RefSeq and is a predicted model, not a curated record. The transcript has 4 exons. NCBI's taxonomy places the organism in Eukaryota, Metazoa, Arthropoda, Insecta, Diptera, Drosophilidae.
UUCACUUGCAUUUCGAGCGCGCAGGCGACUGGUUGGAGCUACUCGUCCGGAGACAGAAGUACCAAGUGGCAGUACCGAAAGCGAGUGGCCCAAAGUAUUGGAGAUUUUUUGGAGUGACGCCUCUCGUGCGGGUUUGUUUUGCGUCGGACUUUCUGGCGGAGCGGAAACGAUUUCGGUGUGAAAAUUUGCAUAAAAUUGCGCCCGCGAAACCGACAAAGAAACGAAAAAAGCGUUGAGGAAACCAAUUUAAAGCCUUUUGGGCAGUUUUCAAGCUUGCAAAGUGCGUGUGAAACCCGUUGCGGAAUUUAUAUAACCCUCGAAAAAGGACUUCUUCCGCUACCUCUUGUAGUACUACUCUCGUUUAAUUACUAAUUGCAAAAUGCAGCCCCUGAAGCGCUUCACACAAUGCGGCAGUCUGACCAUGCUCUUCGGCAUCUUCAUCAUCCUCUUCGGGGUCAGUUCCACGGCACUGACCACUUUUGGCAAGACCAACAACCAGCCGCCGCCCACGCACGUCCCAAUUGUUAAAGGACGAGAGUGCAGUGCCCACGACGAUUGCACGGCGAUAGAUCGCACCAGUUGCGUCAAGGAUCCCAAUGACUACAAGUUGCGUUGCCUCUGCGGCGACGACUCGCCUCCUUCGGCUGGCAGCUGUCCGGAUGUCCUCAAAGGGCUGCGUCACAAGUGCAACAGCAACAACGACUGCGAGGACGGGAUGGUGUGCCAGUUCGAGAAUAGCAACCGCACCAUCGGAGUGGCCAAGUUCAUGUCCAGCAAGACCAAGCUGUGUCUCUGCGACAACGACAACGGAUAUGUGGAGGACAUCCUGCAUGACAUCUGCAGCGGAGCCAAUCUUCAGGGACUGGUCAGCUUCUUGGUCUCGAUCUGCUCGCUCCUGGCGCCGUUCUUGGUUUCCGCCCACAUGCGAAAGCAUUUCUAGAAGGCGAUCGACGAAAGCGGAAGCGGAAGUCGUAGUUUGGCGUUUAUCUACCCCAGUGAUCCAUCAAAUGUGCCUCAGUGAAACCAACAGAAACAAAAGAUCAUCCUUCCCCUACCCCUUCCCCUCACAUAUGAAAACCG